CUCUCUACCUUAAAGUCGGGCGUCUUUUAUGAAUCAAAAGCAGCAGAAGCCGACGCUAUCGGGGCAGCGCUUCAAGACCAGGAAGAGAGAUGAAAAAGAGAGGUUUGACCCUACCCAGUUCCAGGACUGCAUUAUUCAAGGUUUAACUGAAACUGGCACUGACUUGGAGGCGGUAGCAAAGUUUCUUGAUGCUUCUGGUGCAAAACUUGACUAUCGCCGCUAUGCAGAAACACUUUUUGACAUCCUGGUGGCUGGUGGAAUGCUGGCCCCAGGUGGUACCCUGGCAGAUGACAUGACACGCACAGAUGUCUGUGUAUUUGCAGCACAGGAAGACCUAGAAACCAUGCAAGCAUUUGCUCAGGUGAGUCCUGAGAUGAAUAUAAUUUUACUUAAACCAUUCUAUCCUCUGAUAAUCUUGUACGUAAAGGAGGAGAUGAAGAAAAACAACAUCUCAGAGCAGACUGUCAUAGCCAUAAUCUGGUCAAGUGUGAUGAGCACUGUGGAGUGGAACAAAAAGGAGGAGCUGGUAGCAGAGCAAGCCAUUAAACACUUGAAGCAAUACAGCCCUCUACUUGCUGCCUUUACUACCCAAGGUCAGUCAGAGCUGACUCUUCUGUUGAAGAUUCAGGAGUAUUGUUAUGACAACAUUCACUUCAUGAAGGCCUUCCAGAAAAUAGUGGUGCUCUUCUAUAAAGCUGAAGUUCUGAGCGAAGAACCCAUCCUGAAGUGGUAUAAAGAUGCACAUCUUGCAAAAGGAAAGAGUGUCUUCCUGGAGCAAAUGAAGAAGUUUGUUGAAUGGCUCAAGAAUGCUGAAGAAGAGUCAGAGUCUGAAGCGGAGGAGGGUGACUGACCUCUGGAACAGUCCUCAGUAAAGCAAACAGGAGCUGUAGAUAAGUGUCAUGUCUCAUGUGUCCUUCUGAUUCUUACAUCCUACCUCCCUGUAUCAAGCAUGAUAUAAGGGCUCUCAUGGCAAAUUUAUUUUAACUGUUUUCUAUAGUUAUUGAAAUACCGGGUUUAGUUUUUAAAACCAUGUUUUAAGUAGGUAGUUUACAGGAGCUAUAGAUUUGACUCUAACCUGCAUUUGUCCUUUCAGUUAUAUUCUACCUCCUGUAUUUUCUACUGUAAUAAUGUAAUUUAAGGCCUUCCACAAUUAAAUUCAUUUUACCUUCUUGGGUUUUCUAUCUGCAUUUGAGUAGACAUGAUUUGGUAAAUGAGAUUCAUGGCAGUUCUGUUUGCAAAUUAAAUUGUAAAAAGCCUCUGAUUUGACGAGGCCGUGGCUUGCGUGGUAACUUGGUGUGACACUUCAAUCCAUACUACUUGCUCCAGAUAACCUUGUUGAUUGUCCAUCUUUGUAAAAUCUUUGUCAUCUCUUUUCCUGUACUUCCAGCAUAAAGUAAUCUUAGCGUCCAGCUGUUGCACGGGGCACCUGCGCCACUGCUGGGAGCUCCUGUGGUGGUGGUAGUGACCUCUGUAGCUAAGGUGGGGUAUGAAGAGUGGCCUCUCUGAGCCUGCUGUCACAGCUGGUGGCCCGAGUUCCUAAGGGACUGCACCACUUACUGCUCAGGCUGAUAUACAGCCAAGGAUCAGUUUGCAGCUUCUCUCCCAAGCAAAUAGCGCUGUUCUGCAUGCAGCUGCCCAGCAGCUUUCUAGAGCCCUGACUGAAGCUGCUCAGUGCCUGGGCAGGGCUGUGCCUUGCCUGUGCUGUCUGUUACAUACAGGACUGCUGGAAGGUAAGCUGAGCAAAACCCUACCCCUGCCCUUACAUGGGAUUACUUUAUGCUGGCAAUUGUUACAUGAAACCAGAUUAUCUGUUCACCAAAACUUGGAAUUCUUGAGGGCAGUUCUCAGGACAGCAGGUAAUUCAGGAGAGCUGGUAAAGACAGGCUGCUGUUGUAAGCUAACAAUGAGCACUAGCUGAAAUACUCAUAACCUGAGUGUACCCACUAACAUGGAAAAAGAAAGUGAUGAUCACAGUGCUAUCUGUUGAAUACUACAGUGAUCUUCCUUUGUAAUUUUUUUUUCAAGCAAAUAAAGGCCAUUCUUACACUUAA
Molecule: messenger RNA, 2051 nt
Organism: Centrocercus urophasianus (Greater sage-grouse)
Lineage: Eukaryota; Metazoa; Chordata; Aves; Galliformes; Phasianidae
Gene: BZW1
Product: basic leucine zipper and W2 domains 1
Exons: 9
Coding region: 29-850 (273 amino acids)
Cellular component (GO): membrane; cytoplasm
Molecular function (GO): protein binding
Source: RefSeq, a predicted model, not a curated record